Messenger RNA from Melanaphis sacchari, 2225 nucleotides. RefSeq names its product pre-piRNA 3'-exonuclease trimmer-like. Bases 133 to 1740 code for a protein of 535 amino acids. Lineage: Eukaryota; Metazoa; Arthropoda; Insecta; Hemiptera; Aphididae. Gene Ontology annotation, cellular component: endoplasmic reticulum; cytoplasm. The record is from RefSeq and is a predicted model, not a curated record. Gene Ontology annotation, molecular function: poly(A)-specific ribonuclease activity; RNA binding. Gene Ontology annotation, biological process: nuclear-transcribed mRNA poly(A) tail shortening. The transcript is spliced from 13 exons.
AUAAAUUUAUAUUUUAAUAAUUUAGUAUUAAAUACAGAAAUAAGAUUUUCCUGAUGUCUGAUAUUAAUUAGAAUCAGUAAUUGAUAUUCAAUAUUCAUUAUUUUUUUUUUAAUUUAAUUUUACUUUUAAAUAAUGUGUGAGAUUACUUGUGAGAAUUUUUAUUCCGAAUUACCGACCAUUGAAGACGCAAUCAAAAAAUCUGCUUUUAUUAGCUUAGACAUGGAGUUCUCUAAAUUAUAUGACAAUGCAUCAAGACCAUUUAGUUUAUUUGAUACAACUGAAGAACGAUAUAAAAAAUUGCGCCAACAAGUAUCUGAUAUAACCUGUAUACAGUUAGGUAUAGCCAUUUAUAUUUAUGAUGUCGAUAACAAAACAUUUAAUAUGAGUACUUACACUUUUUACACCUACCCUCAGACAUUUUAUAAAUCUGAUAGUAUUGUAAAUUUUCAAACAUCAUGCGUUGAAUUUUUAUGUAAAUAUAAUUUUGAUUUUAAUAAGUUAUUUCAUAGCAGAGUACCAUAUUUAACUAAUGAACAAGAAUUAAAAAUUAAGUCAGAAAUGUUGGAUGAAUUAUUUUUUGACAAAUAUUUUGAAACUAAUUUAAAAUUUCGUUCCAUUGAAGAAGAAUUAAUGAAAAUUUUAAAAAUUGUUUCUGAAUGGUAUAAUUUGGCCGACUAUGGAGAGCAGACAUUUUUAGAAAUAAAUGGAUGCAAUGAACCUGCAUAUAUUAUCCUAAUGCAAUAUUAUCUUCUGAAAAAGUUAAAAUUUAUAAUCAUAGAUGAAAAUCAAUUAGGAUUAAAUAUUACAAAAAUAAAAGGUGAUACAAACUCAGAAACAUUAAACAAUACAAUUUAUGAAAAUUUAAAACUAAGUUUAUUAAAUAAGAUGAUGGGUAUCAAAUAUUUAAUAAAACUAAUAUCAAAGUUGAAAAAACCAAUAAUUGGGCAUAAUUGUGCUUUAGAUAUUUUAAUUUUAUCUAAUCAAUUUUUCACUCCUUUACCUGAAAACUUCAAAGAUUUUCAAAAUUUUGUAUCUGACAAUUUUGGUCCAAUUUAUGAUACUAAAUUAUUAUGUAAGGAAGUUAAACGUAUAGUAUCUAAAAAUGAUUUAUGGAUGGGAAGUUCUCUUUCAGAAAUAUAUUCAUUUUUAAAAGAUGGAGAUGGCGAAAAAUAUUCAAAUAUUAUAAGUAUUCAAUUGACUGGUAUUGAAGAACCUCCAAAUAUGAAAUUACACCAUGCUGGGUGGGAUGCCUAUUAUACUGGUUAUUGUUUUGUUAAAAUGAUUCACAUAAUUAAAAGCUUUUCGUGUAAGACUGAAAAAACAAAUCUAAGAUAUACUUUAACAGAGCUUUUCAAAUCAAUAGAAUUUUCUAAGAAUAAAUUGUUCACCAGUCGAUCAAUAUCAAAUAUUUUGGACUUGGAAGCUGAUGAACACCAUCAUCAGACAAAUCAUUUAAUUAUUCAGAAUAAAGGAACUCUUUAUAAAGCUUUAGAUUUAAAAAAACUUAAGCAAGAUCUCCAACAAAUUAGUCAUUUUGAUAUUAAAUUACUUUCAAACUAUACUGCAUUGGUUGCCUUCCCUUUCGUGCAUAGCCGUAUCAUUUAUAAACUUAAUACAAACUACAAUGUGGAAAAUUAUUCAAUAUAUCAAAAGAAAAAGAGAAACAAACAAAUUAUUUGCUUCAGUUGUUUAGCAAUAAUAACUACUUGUAUAACAAUUAUAAAAUAUGUAAAGAAGUAAUUAAAUAUGUGAAUUAGUGGGUACCACUUUAUUGUACAAUUUACUAUAGGUGUCGAGUGAUUCACAGAAAUGGAUGACAUGUGUUAAAUUUGAAUUCAAUGAUAUAUUAUUGUAAACGAAAGACGAUUGAGUGGAAACAGUCUGUCAACCAAAUAUAUCCUUAUAAGUAGGUAUAUUUCGUUACAUAAUUCUUGAUAUUGCUGUUAAAGUAAUUCAUUUUAUUAUUAGUACUGUAAUACGAUAGAUAGGCUUAAUUUUUGCUGGAUACAUUCCCCUUAUUAUAUUAUUUAAAUAAUUUACUACUAUACCAUAACAUUAUAUAAUUGUUAUUAACUUUUGAGGCAAUAUCAUCAUUCAUCCUACUGUAAACCAGUCACUGGUGGUUACUAGAGUAAUAGAGUGAAUAAGUUCAUCGAUUAAAUAUAAAUAGAUAAUAUCUUAUAAAAAUAUUAAUCUGAAUAGUAUUAAUAGUAAUAUUCAGUAAU